AAAAGAGCCCGCUCAUUGUUUAAGAAAUGGAAAGCAUUGCUUAGAAAAACUUGUCCCGGCAACGGACAACAAAACUUCUAUUUGCAAACCUUCUUAAAAAAAGGGGGAGGGGGGAUCUUGGCCUUAUGUGGCCCUAUUAUAAAGUUUUACACCCGUGCCGUGAGGAGAACUUUCCAAAAUAGGAUGAGUGUGAACCAGACGGAGCUGAGUGAAACAGUAGCGGACUCAGGCAGGAUGCUGGCUCUGUUACCUUGCCUGGUCCUCGGCCUCUUCGCCUGGAGUGUUGGCAUCUGCGGUGCUCAGGGGGAGUUCUGCCACGGCUGGAUUGACAAUGCCGGCAAAUGGCACGAAGGUUUCCAGUGCCCUGAGGAUUAUGAUACAGUGGAGGCCACAACCUGUUGCGGCUCUUGCUCUCUGCGUUACUGUUGCGCGGCCCCUGAGGCCAGGCUGGACCAGGGGCUUUGUACCAACGACAGGGAGCAGCAGAACCCCGAUUACUCAGCACAGCCUGUCUAUAUGCCGUUUCUUAUUGUCGGCUCCAUAUUCAUUGCUUUCAUCAUCCUGGGUUCCCUAGUUGCUGUCUACUGUUGUACUUGCCUUAGGCCUAAGCAACCAAAUCCGCAGCCCAUACGUUUCUCAAUAAGGAGCCACCAAACAGAGACCAUUCCCAUGAUCCCAACGUUUACACAUUUGAGGACCCCAUCCAGGCAGUCGAGCACUGCCACUAGCUCCAGUUCAACCGGGGGCUCCAUUCACAGAUUCUCCAUCAGCAGAACCGAGUCAGGGCACCCACCGCCGCCGCCCGGUUACAGCUCCCCCGGGUGCCUGCAGAAUGCACAGCCCUUACACCUCAGCCAGGCCCAGGGCUUUCUGAUGCCCCAGCAGUAUUUCACCUACACCCUCCAGCCAGAGCCGUUCGCAACAGGCAAAAGCUUCACCGACUUCACUCAGAACCGGCUGAAGGCUCAGAGCAUAUCCGCGCAGCACGCCGAGCAAGUUCUGUACAGCAACGCGGGCUUAUAGGGAGAGAGAGCUCUCCGGAAAUCCAUCACGCUGUGUGACACCAAGAAUGAAUCUCGCUGCCCUUUUGGGAGCACUUGUUCCUCCUUUCCAGAUGGAAGACCGUACUUCCCAGUUAUUCACCUGGGAACAGGACUGGGUGGUAAAAGUGCCUCCGCGCUAAACAGCGGGGUGGAUUUUAAUUCACCAUUCCCAGUCUAACAGUAGAGCUCCGGAUUAACGGGAUAAAUGGUAAAUACGAAUGGAACUCCUCAUCUAAACCCCGAGCUAAUGGCUAUUCCCAGCUGGACCUUGAGGAGGAUCAUUUGGCCCAACUUUUCACAUUUUACUUUUCCAUAUUUUUUGACAUGCAUUCCUGGUAACGAACUUAUUUACAGUGCACACAGAAAAGAAGACUUUCUUGAAGCGAACGGAUAUCUCGAUUCCCAUCUGUUACCGCCGAAGUCACCUGGAAUAUCCCUCCCUGGAAACUGUUAUGUUCCCCCAUUCUGGCAUCUUGCAGGUGGAAUGUACCGUCCUCAGGCAAGCGGAAACCAACAGAGUCCCCGCCUCUAGUUUGACAGUGUGAUUUAUCAAACUAAUCCCAGUCCCGAAAAUCAAACAUUUUAAAUGCACAAACAUAGUUUAUGUAAGAUGAAGAAAACAGUCUUUAACUUCCGUAUAGCUGAAGUACCAGAGCUAUCUGCGAAUAUUUGACUAGGAACAAAUAAUAGAAUUUCAAACAAUACUGAGCACUGGCAAUUUAAGAGAAAACGGAUCUUUUAUUUGCUUCCAUUCUGCCACCUUGCCCCUAUUGAAUGCCUUAUCUAAAUAUUCAAUUUUAAAAAUAUUAAUUUAUAGACAAAGCC
Messenger RNA from Hemiscyllium ocellatum (epaulette shark), 1868 nucleotides. RefSeq names its product shisa family member 3 (gene shisa3). The transcript is spliced from 2 exons. The record is from RefSeq and is a predicted model, not a curated record. The coding region runs from base 184 to 1023 and encodes 279 amino acids. NCBI's taxonomy places the organism in Eukaryota, Metazoa, Chordata, Chondrichthyes, Orectolobiformes, Hemiscylliidae.